Molecule: messenger RNA, 207 nt
Organism: Nezara viridula (southern green stink bug)
Lineage: Eukaryota; Metazoa; Arthropoda; Insecta; Hemiptera; Pentatomidae
Source: the annotation of a GenBank genome assembly
AUGGUGUCAUCAAAGCCAAAAGAGGUUUACGGUCAUGCAUAUGUUUCGCUUUUCGCUUCCCCGACAGUUAGGUCAUCAGGUGUCCCGCCCACAGAACCGGUCCUCAGGAAGGACUCCGCCGAACAGCCCUUCCUCCUUCUCUUAUACAAUGAGAGCCUUUCGCAAGAUCAUAAGACCGUGCUUCCUCACGAAAGUGAAAAGGCCUAG